Molecule: messenger RNA, 1749 nt
Organism: Styela clava
Lineage: Eukaryota; Metazoa; Chordata; Ascidiacea; Stolidobranchia; Styelidae
Product: calmodulin-like
Cellular component (GO): myosin II complex
Molecular function (GO): calcium ion binding
Source: RefSeq, a predicted model, not a curated record
UAUUACAAAUUAACUAUAGAAAUAUUCAUCAAAAUGCCAGACGAUUUAGAACUCGACGAACUAACCGAUGACCAGCUUGCAGAAUUUAAAAAACAAUUUGAUAAUUUUGACUUCCGGAAAGAAGGAGCUAUUAUGACCUCUGACCUCGGCACAGUACUGAGAGCUUGUGGUCAAGUUCCAACAGAAGCUUGGUUGAGGGAAAGAUCUAAAGUUGCCGAUCGUGAUGGUAAAGGCAUUCUUGAAUGGGAUUCGUUUAUUCGACUUGCGAAACAAUCACUGAGAUCAGCUGGAAAUCCUGACGACGAAUUGCUCGAAGCUUUCAGGAGAUUUGACAAAUUCGGAUCUGGUCAGUUAGAAAGUUCUGAAAUUCGUGAAGUACUGACUACACUCGGAGAUGUUUUAUCACCAGACGAAGUUGAUGAAUUGAUAACAGAUGCUGAUAUAUUAGGAACAGGGAAAAUUAACUAUGAGUCUCUAUGUAGAAUGCUUAUAUAUGGUCCAGAUUAAGGAAGUAUAUAACUUUAAAUUAUUUAAUUAAAUCUAAAAUGCUUUAUUCUGCUUGCUUUUGGUAUAUUAUCCAAGCACUACAGAUCAAAAAUGCUUCUUCAUCCAAAUAACUAUGCUUAUGUUAUUUUAUUGGUCUUUAUCGUUAGAUUUUAUGUCAUAAAUAUGUCUGCUCUCUACUGUAGGAUUGAAAUAUCGAAGGUACUUCUCCUUUCUCUUUAUACCAGGGGUGUGCAUAUUUGGGGGGCCGCAAGAAAAUAUUAUACAGCCUGCGGGUGAGUGCCAAUUUUGAAUGGUGUGCCGCCCGCGAAAAAAGUUUUCAAUUUAGUUGAAUCUGGUACUUGCGAAUAAUUCCAAUUCCUCUUCGUUGCAAAGCCUAUACCUGAGCCCAUUUCAUUAGUUAUGUCAAUGACUUCACAAUGCUUUUUGUACUGGCAACCACUAGACAGCCUAUGUCAAAUAUAGGUGCGGCCCGCGGUUUUAUCCAGUUAUUUGUAUCUGGCCCUCCUGUAUUAAAGGUUUCACACUCAUGCUUUACACUAUUGGAUCCAUAUGUACUUAGUGGAUACUAUAGCAAGAAACAAUAGGCGAAAUGUAUAUUUUUUUUACAAAGUAUAUAUUUUAUGUUUACCCUUUUUUCUCUCUUCUAAUUUUAUUUUGUCUGGGUGAUUGCAAUUAAUUUAGUCCUCUUUAGUGAGCGGACACAUACCCCUUCUUUUAACAACACCUUUCAAUCUAAAUUCUGUUCAUUUAUAACCUUGCUCAAGGUUUUGUACGCUCUCCUGAUUCUGUAAUCAGUUUUAUUUGUUUUUAUUAAUUACCUUAUCGUUUUUCAUGCUAAUUAUCAAGUCAAAAUAAACUUAUAUCCAUACUUCGAAAUUUAAGAGAACCAGAGCUGAACAAUUUAUUAUUCUUCUUAGCCCGAGAAAAUUUUGUUUGAAAAGAAAAAUGUUUUAUUUGAAAAAAACGUUGAAAAUACGUGUUCAUAAUAAGGAUAUGUGAACAAUAAAGAAAUGUAAAUAUCCAAAAUAAGGCGGUCAAGAUCAAAUCGAACAAAUAUUUUGAUUUUUAAUCUGCUUCACGCCCCCUCAAAAAUUGUUUGCACCCUACCGUUGAGAACCAUUGUUUCAUAUUAAUGAUUAUUCAAAUAUUCUUUACAAAGCUUGUUAUAUCAUUUAAAAAUAUUACUAUAUCGAGUUUAAAAUUGUGAUUGAGUAAUUUGCAUAAUAAAAUUUAUUUUAAUAA